Molecule: messenger RNA, 1359 nt
Organism: Trichomonas vaginalis G3
Lineage: Eukaryota; Parabasalia; Trichomonadida; Trichomonadidae
Product: glycosyl transferase
Exons: 1
Coding region: 1-1359 (452 amino acids)
Molecular function (GO): glycosyltransferase activity
Source: RefSeq, a predicted model, not a curated record
AUGUUUUGUUUUUUCUUUUCCAUUAUUGCAUGUGAAGAUAUAAAUGAUGAAGAAGAAAACGAAAUAUUUGAAGAAGUAUAUGAUUGGAAUGAUUAUAUUGAUGCAAAUCUAUUUUAUGCAAAUAAUACAAAUGAUAUGCCUCCAAGAUCAAGGGUUGCAUUCGUUUCUUGUUAUUCAAAUGAUAUUGCACCAACAUUUGAUUAUAUUCAAAUGCUUUCUGUCCUUGGACAUUCAUUAAAAUUAUUUAAUCCGACAAUUGAUCGGGUCAUAGUAGUGAGAGAAGAGUUCGGUAGAGAUGCAGCAAUCAGAAGAAUACUUGAUAAAACAUGGACACACAUAAUAUAUCGACCAGUUCUCAAGUGGCCAGAACAAUUUAAUCCGAAACGCCUUGUUCAUUACAAAUGGUUCAAAAUUCAAGCAUGGACAUUGACGCAAUACGAAAAAAUACUAUAUAUAGGAGCAGAUACGCUUGUAUUUCAAGAUCUAACUAUUGCAUUUCGUUGGCAAGCACCGGCAGCAGCAUAUUAUUUAACAGACUACUCAAUAAAAGACAACGGAAUUCUUUUUAACCCUGAUUUCAUGCUUAUUGAACCAGAUUUAAAUAAAUACGUCGAACUCAUUGAAAUUACAACAAAAUAUUUGAAAAAUCCAGCAAAAGACGAAAAAGAACUAGGAAGAGAUGACAUGGCCGUACUGAAUCUCCUAUAUAGAGGUGAAAUUUCCGUAUUUCCAAUACAAAUGAUGCAUGAAAAUGGCGGAUAUAAGCAUACAGUACUUGGAAACCCAAGAGAUAUAAAUUUCCAUGUCAUAUAUUCUGCUGGAUGCCAUUUUGCAGGUAAAGGAAAGCCUUGGUUACGAUGGAGUAUUUAUACUGAAAUUUGGAAAUGUUUUGCCUUGAUUUUCUAUGAAAAACUUGAUCUGCCGUUCAGAUUAAGAGGAGUUGCAAUGAAUUACGAUAAAGUUUAUAAAUUAUUUUUCCAUGAUUACAUAAAAGAAGGAAUUCGAUAUGUUACAUUGGAAGAGGAAAUAGAAGACACAGAUCCAGAUGAUGACAUAUACCCAGAGAUCGCUCAUUCUGGUGCAAGAAGAGUUAUGACCAUGAAUUGCUUAGUUACGUUUAUUUCUUCGUUAGCUUUGAAGUUUAUAAUAAGAUCACACGAGCCACUUCAAGUCUUUGUGAAGAACUGGCAACAAAAGAUAAAUCAAUUUAUUUCUCUUGAUGAAGCACCGAAUAUGCCUUCUCUUAUCGAAAAUGAUAUUGAUAAUUACAAUAAGGACCAUAAAUCGAAGAAGAAGAGAAAAACAAAGAAGAAAAAACAAAAAUCUAAUAAUGUUAGAAAUAAUGAUAAUUUAGAAUAA